CUUAGAUAAAAAGCCAUGUAGGAUAUCUGGUUUUUGAAAACCAGUUUUGAGGCAUCUGCAACAUUGACGUGAUUUCAAAGGACCUGUGCAAGUUGUAACAGACUUUUUAAAAAUGGAAGUAUUUCCAGAACUUCGUAAACAACCAGAACUUUUGGAAUGUGAUCACUGCAGUUUCAAAGGCACAGAUUAUGAAAAUGUACAAAUUCAUAUGGGAACCAUCCAUCCAGAGUAUUGUGAUGAAAUGGAUGCUGGUGGGUUAGGUAAAAUGAUAUUUUACCAGAAAACUGCAAAAUUGUUUCAUUGCCACAAAUGUUUCUUUACUAGCAAAAUGUACUGCAAUGUGUACUAUCACAUCACAUCCCAACAUUCAGUAAAAGAUAAGUGGGAUGAUAAACAGAAAAAACAGUUGGAGGAGACAGAACUUGUGAAAACCUCUCUCUUUCCUGAGUCCCAGAAAAUGUCUAAUUCAUCUGAGAUUCAGAAAUCCACACCUGCUCCUAUUCAAACUCCAGAAUCACCUCAAACUACCCCUGCUAGUUCUCCAGAGCUCCAGAAACCUGCCUCUGGAGUUUCUACAGAGUCACAGAAACCUGUCGUUCCUGACUCUCAGAAACCUUCCCCUGUUCCUUCUCCAGAAUCCCCAGAACUUGUCCCUUUGGCUUCUUUGGAACCACAGAAACUUGCUUCUGUUUCUCCUGAGCCACAAAAGUCUCCUGUUGUUAAUCCCUCGACCCAGAAGCUUUCUCAUUUUACAGAGACACUGAGAACUCCUUUGUCAACUUCCCCAGAGCCACAAGAACCAGUUCUAGCUUCUUCCCCUGAGCCUUGGGGAUCAUCUCCAAGUUCAUCUCCUGAAUCCCAGAAACCAGCUUUGACUGAAUCUCCUGAACCCAGGAGGCCAUCACCAGCUGUUUCUCCCGAGUCUUGGAAGCCAUCCCCUGCUGUCUCCCCUGAGCCGAGGAGGCCAGCCCCAGCAGUAUCACCAGGUCCUUGGAAGCCUGUGGUAUCUACGUCUCCUAGACCUUGGAAACCUACUCCUUCCACAUCACCUGGCUCUUGGAAGACUGCUAAGCCUGCUCCUUCUGUUUCACCUGGACCUUGGAAGCCUUUACCUCUGUCACCUGGUCCUUGGAAGCCAAGUCCACCUAUGUCACCUGGAUCCUGGAAGCCUUUCCCUGUAUCACCUGUUUCAUGGAAAACUAAUACAUCUUCUGAGGCCUGGAAACCUGGACCUCCAGAACUUCGAAAGACAUCUCCCAUGUCACCUGAACUCUGGAAGCCAGGCCCCUCUUCUCCAGAAUCCCGUAAAACUGGUCCCCCAUUGUCCCCUGAGCCUCGUAAACCAAGUCCCUCAUCCCCUGAGGCUCGGAAAGCAGGUCCCCCAUUGUCCCCAGAGGCCCGGAAGGCAGGUCCUCCAUUGUCCCCUGAACUCCGUAUGCCAGGUCCCCCAUUGUCCCCUGAGUCCCGUAAACCAGGUCCUCCGUUGUCCCCUGAGCUCCGUAAAAUAAGUCCCUCAUUGUCCCCUGAGGCUCGAAAAGCAGGUCCCCCAUUAUCGCCUGAGCUCCGAAAAGCAGGUCCUCCAUUGUCCCCUGAAAUUCGAAAGGCGGUUCCCCCGUUGUCCCCUGACCUCCGUAAGUCAGGACCUCCAGUGUUAUCUGACCUCCGUAAGCCAGGUCCCCCACUGUCCCCUGAGCUCCGAAAAUCAGGCUCUUCAUUGUCUCCUGACCACCAGAAAUCCUCAGUAUCACCAGAGCUCUGGAAGGUUUCUUCUGAUCAGUGGAAGCCCUCUAUUUCUGGAGAGCCUUGGAAACCUGUCUCUAAUGAUUUUACUGAAUCCCAAAAGACCAUACCUCCCGGGUCUCCAGAUGUCUGGAAGUCUUCCUUUUUUCUUGAACCUCAGAAACCUGUCUUCCCUGAAUCCCGGAAACCAGGUCCUCCUGGGUCAUCUGAACAUCCUAAAAUGGUUUCAGAGACCCGAAAACCUAGUAUUUCUGGUGAUGCUGACCCCCGAAAAUCUGCCCUUUUCCCUGAGUCUCCCAAAACAUUAUCAUCUUCGGAGCCCCGGAAACGGAUUCUCUUCCCAGAAUCAAGGAAACAUACCCCAUUUUCUGAGCUUCCUAAAUCUGUUUCUCUUUACCCCGAAUCUCAGAAAUUGGUUGAAUCUAGUGAGUAUGAUAUCCAAACAGAGGCCAUAGAAGAUCAAAAAGAUGACAUUUUGGCUCAGGAAGAAGCAUUAUAUCCUUGUCAAAAGAAGUUCAAGAAAGACAACCAAGAGAACUCUGACACAGAACUUAGUAGCAGUGAAUGUGGAAAAGCAGAUUUAGAUUUCUUUGAUCUCAAAGGCCAGGAAUCUAACAGUGAUCAAGAGCAGGUUGAUGUGGAAUCGGUUGAUUUUACUAGAGAGAACAAAAUGGAUCCUUCUGAUCAGCCCAAAAGCAUACUGCAGUUUACAGAUGAUAAAGAGGCUUUUAUUUCUGAAGAGGAGAUAGCAAAAUACAUGAAACGGGGAAAAGGAAAAUAUUUUUGCAAGAUCUGUUGCUGUCGUGCUAUGAAAAAAGGUGCCGUUUUGCAUCAUUUAGUUAACAAGCAUAAUGUUCAUAGCCCAUAUAAAUGCACAAUAUGUGGAAAGGCUUUUCUUUUGGAAUCUCUCCUUAAAAAUCAUGUUGCAGCCCAUGGGCAAAGUUUACUCAAGUGUCCACGUUGUAAUUUUGAAUCCAAUUUCCCAAGAGGCUUUAAGAAACAUUUAACCCAUUGUCAAAACCGUCACAAUGAAGAGGCUAAUAAGAAGCUUAUGGAAACUAUUGAGCCUCCUCCUCCACCCCCACCUCCUCCUCCUCCUCCACCACCACCACCCCCCCCUCCACCUGAAGAGCAAAUUUAA
Messenger RNA from Gracilinanus agilis (Agile Gracile Mouse Opossum), 2881 nucleotides. It is a transcript of the gene CHAMP1, whose product is annotated as chromosome alignment maintaining phosphoprotein 1. Gene Ontology annotation, cellular component: spindle; nucleoplasm. The record is from RefSeq and is a predicted model, not a curated record. The transcript has 2 exons. Bases 113 to 2881 code for a protein of 922 amino acids. Gene Ontology annotation, biological process: protein localization to kinetochore; sister chromatid biorientation; protein localization to microtubule. Lineage: Eukaryota; Metazoa; Chordata; Mammalia; Didelphimorphia; Didelphidae.